AUGAAAAAACUGAAUGAAUAUUUGCUCACCCCCAGAAAUAUUCUCCACACGGUUGUGAUGUUCUAUGCUUAUGAAGACAUUGGAGGCCUUCACCCAGAUGAUCCAGUACGACAUAAUCGUCUCCAACAAACUCAGUUGACUUCCCCUGAGGUGAGAAAAGCUACAAGCUAUGGAUGUAAAGAAGAUGUUCCUAUCAUAAAAACUCAAGACAACAAUUCUGAUGGUCCUUCAACAGACCGUGAUAUGCAAAAAAUUGAACCAAACCAAGACAAAGUAGUUUCACCAGGAUUUGUACAUCCAACAUUUUGGCCAAAAGAAUUGAAGUCUUCUUUUGGUGUUAAACAUAUUGGUAUUCAAAAUCUGGGAUUCGAAGAAGAUUCUUCUGGGUCAAUUACUUUUGGUCCACCCUCACCAGAAGACAGUCCCCGACUGACAGCAGAAGAGGUGUACUCAAGGGUGGAUAUCAAGAAGAAGAACCGCAUGAGGAAUGAAAGUGCCGCAGCAAUUGCUGUGAUGAAAAAUAAUGCACUACCACAGCGCCUACCACGCUACUCCAAUGACACAGACUGUCUCAUCCAUAACGAGUCUGAAGUAGUGUAUGACGAGCGGACUGCAUUGUAG
This is a messenger RNA of Acanthosepion pharaonis, 621 nucleotides long. Lineage: Eukaryota; Metazoa; Mollusca; Cephalopoda; Sepiida; Sepiidae. The record is from the annotation of a GenBank genome assembly.